GCCGGUUGUUUAAGCGCUGCAGGAUAUUUUUACAAAAUUUGCAAAUUAAGACCCGCUUCACAGAGCUGUUUUUGUUUUAAUGAAAUUAUUUUAUUCAUGGUUAAUGUGUGAGCAGCCUUGAGGUCGGCGAAUUGCGGGCGGUGAAUACACGGAAAAAUGGCGGAGAAUUUCCUGAAAACAGGGUGUAUUUCGAUGCAAAUCAACCGAGCUGAGCUUCAGAAGGUUCGAGUAAAGCUCUCCCGGGAUGCUUUGACCAUUCAAAAGGAAGGAACUGGCAGUGUUUCCCCUUCUUCUUCUUCUCCAGUUAACCAGCCUGAGAGCACAAAUGGCAAAGCUGAGUCCCCAACAUGGAAGAGAUCCCCAUUCACUAGCACAAAUGGUGAAGCUUCCUCUUCUACUCAAAAGAAGCCAACACCCCCCAUAGGGGAAAGAAAAGUGAAGCUCACCAAGAGAAAAGUAGGGGGACUGGGAAUGAGUAUUAAGGGAGGACGAGAGAGUAAUCUUCCAAUAGCUAUCUCAAAAAUAUACAAAGAUCAAGCAGCUUAUGAAACAGGUCAACUUCAUGAAGGUGAUAUUAUACUUGAGGUUAAUGGACAAGACAUAAGAAGAGCCACACAUGACGAGGCAGUAGCUGUGCUUAAAAAGGGAGGUUCAGAGAUUGAACUAACUGUCAUUCACUCUUCUUCCCAUUCAUCAGUUAAUGACAGUGAAAUGACAGCAGGAACAACUUCUGAAGUGAGUCAGUCCAGUGUAUCAAAACAAGCAAAUGGAAUUGUUAGAAGUGUUGAAGAGUCAUCAAGUGAUGCUGAAUGUAGAGAGAACAGCAGUCAAAAGUCGUCUGAAGUUGGAGAAACAGAUUCUAACUCAUCUCUUCAGAGCUGGACAGAUAACAUUGUUCUUCCUCUGACAUUUGCUUCAGUGUCAAGAUACAAGUCAGGGGAAGACACAUUAAGGAGCAAUGCAUUUGAAGUCAGCUCAAUGGAUGGUGGUGCUUCAGUUGUGCUUUACAGUGAGAAUAAAGUGGAACUGUUGUCUUGGUACUCAGCAAUCAAAGACAGAGUGGUUCUGUUGUUGGAACAAGCUAUGAACUUGUCCAGUGCAUCUUUACCAUCCUCUGAGCAAGUGAUACACAUGGGUUGGAUAUGGGAAAGACUUAGGUCUACAAAUCACUGGAAUGUCUGGAAAAGAAAGUUUUUAACAGUUAAAGGCUCUGAACUACAAAUAUUUGAAAUGCCACCAGUUGCCACAAGAGACUGGCUCAAAAGUGAAGUGUCCUACAACUUAAUGGAAAUAGUUUGUCAUACAUGUAAGGAAGAUGAACAAGUGGACAAGAGAGAUAACUGUUUUACUGUCCAGUCCUGUUCUGGUGGCAGUCACUAUCUUGCAGUUGACACAGAAGCAGAUUUGACAGAGAUUGUCAACCGAGUGCAGGAGGCCACUCAUCAGGCUGUUGUACAAAUUGAGUCACGAUCAUUUCCAGGAAAGUGGCGUGGACAGAGUGUGAAGCUUGUGUUGGACCUGAAAAGAGGACUGCGACUAUACAGUGGAACAGAUCGGUCUCUUCUGUGGCAGUAUCGGUUCUCAUUUCUCCGUGGUUCUUCAGAUGAUGGAUCUCGUAAGAUUGUUUUGUUGUUUUCUCAGUCACCAGCUGGUCCCUUUGAUCGACAGGAAUUAGAGUUCACUAAUAUGCAACAGGUUUUGACAGUGAUGCACGCAUUCUACGCUGCAAAAGUUGCACAAGUUGAUCCAAACUUCUCUUUUGACAACAGUUUUUGAGUAACAUACUCUCCAGAGAUGGAUUUCAACAAAUCACACUUCAAUAUUGAUGACAAGAGCUGACUCUUUUUCUCACAUAUCAUCACUUGGAAAAGG
Messenger RNA from Pocillopora damicornis (cauliflower coral), 1872 nucleotides. Its product is annotated as gamma-2-syntrophin. Gene Ontology annotation, cellular component: intracellular anatomical structure; dystrophin-associated glycoprotein complex. The record is from RefSeq and is a predicted model, not a curated record. Gene Ontology annotation, molecular function: protein binding; structural molecule activity. Lineage: Eukaryota; Metazoa; Cnidaria; Anthozoa; Scleractinia; Pocilloporidae.